CCCGGGCGGUGACGUGACGUGCUGACGGCGGGCCGGUGCCGGGGAGCUGGGCCGCUUUUUGUCAGCUCCGAGCUCGGCCCCUCCUCCCUCCCUCCGCCCGCCCCACCAACCGGAGCCCGGCCCAGUACUCCAAAGAAAGGCCUGCUUGCAGCACCCGCCACCGUCGCCGGCCGCCCGCACGCCUGUCCGGUUCUUGCUAUAUUGGGCUCAAGCUGUUUUCCAGCCUCCCACUGCCGUCUGGCCCCUGAGCUGUGCUUCACGCUGGGAAAGACAUAGAAGAACUAUUAAGAAGAUAGAAUUGUUUUGCUGCGCAGUACAGCAACAGUGGAUGUUCGAGAUUUAAGAUUAGAGUCAAGUUGUGUGAUUAAGACAGGAGCUGUGACUGAUGAGAAUUAAAGGCCAUGGAUGAAGAUGGGCUUGAAUUACAACCACAAGAGCCAAACUCAUUUUUUGAUGCAACAGGAGCUGAUGGUACACACAUGGAUGGUGAUCAAAUUGUUGUGGAAGUACAAGAAACUGUUUUUGUUUCAGAUGUUGUGGAUUCAGACAUAACUGUGCAUAACUUUGUUCCUGAUGACCCAGAUUCGGUUGUAAUCCAAGAUGUUAUUGAGGACGUUGUUAUAGAAGAUGUUCAGUGCCCAGAUAUCAUGGAAGAAGCAGAUGUAUCUGAAACAGUCAUCAUUCCUGAGCAAGUGCUGGACUCAGAUGUAACUGAAGAAGUUUCUUUAGCACAUUGCACCGUCCCAGAUGAUGUUUUAGCUUCUGACAUUACUUCAGCCUCGAUGUCUAUGCCAGAACACGUCUUGACGAGUGAAUCUAUACAUGUGUCUGAUGUUGGACAUGUUGGACAUGUUGAACAUGUGGUUCAUGACAGUGUAGUAGAAGCAGAAAUUGUCACGGAUCCUCUGACCACCGACGUAGUUUCAGAAGAAGUAUUGGUAGCAGACUGUGCCUCUGAAGCAGUCAUAGAUGCCAAUGGGAUCCCUGUGGACCAGCAAGAUGAUGACAAAGGCAACUGUGAGGACUACCUUAUGAUUUCCUUGGAUGAUGCUGGCAAAAUAGAACACGACGGUUCUUCUGGAAUGACCAUGGACACAGAGUCGGAAAUUGAUCCUUGUAAAGUGGAUGGCUCUUGCCCUGAGGUCAUCAAGGUGUACAUUUUUAAAGCUGACCCUGGAGAAGAUGACUUAGGUGGAACUGUAGACAUUGUGGAGAGUGAGCCUGAGAAUGAUCAUGGAGUUGAACUGCUUGAUCAGAACAGCAGUAUUCGUGUUCCCAGGGAAAAGAUGGUUUAUAUGACUGUCGAAAAAGGAGCCAACAAAAUGCACAAGUGUAAAUUCUCUGAACAAGGGCUAUUGAAUCGCCACCUCUUGGCGGUCCACAGCAAGAACUUUCCUCAUAUUUGUGUGGAGUGUGGUAAGGGUUUUCGUCACCCAUCAGAGCUCAAAAAGCACAUGAGAAUCCAUACUGGGGAGAAGCCGUACCAAUGCCAGUACUGCGAAUAUAGGUCUGCAGACUCUUCUAACUUGAAAACGCAUGUAAAAACUAAGCAUAGUAAAGAGAUGCCAUUCAAGUGUGACAUUUGUCUUCUGACUUUCUCGGAUACCAAAGAGGUGCAGCAACAUGCUCUUAUCCACCAAGAAAGCAAAACACACCAGUGUUUGCAUUGUGACCACAAGAGUUCGAACUCGAGUGAUUUGAAACGACACAUAAUUUCAGUUCACACGAAAGACUACCCCCAUAAGUGUGACAUGUGUGAUAAAGGCUUUCACAGGCCUUCAGAACUCAAGAAACAUGUGGCUGCCCACAAGGGCAAAAAAAUGCACCAGUGUAGACAUUGUGACUUUAAGAUUGCAGAUCCUUUUGUUCUAAGUCGCCAUAUUCUCUCAGUUCACACAAAGGAUCUUCCGUUUAGGUGUAAGAGAUGUAGAAAGGGAUUCAGGCAACAGAAUGAGCUUAAAAAGCAUAUGAAGACACACAGUGGCAGGAAAGUGUAUCAGUGUGAGUACUGUGAGUAUAGCACUACAGAUGCCUCAGGCUUUAAACGACAUGUUAUUUCCAUUCACACGAAAGACUAUCCUCACCGGUGUGAGUACUGCAAGAAAGGCUUCCGAAGACCUUCAGAAAAGAACCAGCACAUAAUGCGACAUCAUAAAGAAGUUGGCCUGCCCUAACGAUACUUGUGCAGACGUUUGUAGAGAUAUUGGCCUUGAAGCAGAAAAUUCAUUUUAAAGCCAAUCAAUCUCAUUCACAUACAAUACUGUAUAUUGAUUUAUGCUGUGUACAAAUAGAUUUACUGCUUCUAGUUGACUUUUUUUAAUAUACAUUUUGUUCAGUAGUGUGUUCUGAAUUCUAUUCAGUUUGUUUAAUAAAUGGGGAAAACUGGCAACGUGCUAGUUACUUUUAAUAAAGUAAUCCCUGAUUCUAUACUGAAUUUUUAUAUCUUAGAAGUUUUAUAUUUAUUUAAAUAUUUACCUUGCUUACCUUGAUGGUACUCUUCUAAGACCAUUAACUUAAGGUAACUUUACAUUGGUAACUCUGAAAGUAUUCAUGUUGACUCAUUAUUUUUCCCCAUGCAUUUCUCACAAUAAAAUCGUCAGAGACAUCUACUAAUAUAAAUGGGAGAUUUUACAGUCAGGUCUAAUUAGCAUAAGAUGGAAGUCAUUUACUUGUCUUGGUUAAUAUUUUCAGACCACUUGACAGUGAAAGUUGCCAUUUGAGCUUUUGUGUCCCUGGCUUUGCUGAGUAAAGAACAGUGGCUGGGUUCGUGUUUACUUUUCAUUUUGUUUAGCAGAUAAAAUAAUACUUCUUUUGGCUUUCUUUGGAUUAUUUACAUCUUUUGUCAGCAUAGCAAACUUAGAAAACCUUAUUGAAAAAUUUUCCUUGAUCCUGUUGUAUUUUGAUUAUUCUGUCUGUGCGGCUUCGUCUUGGAAUGGUUGUGUGCUACAAAUGACACGUACUGAGGACUGCAGUUCGGAAUCUCCUAGAGGUAACUUGUGGCUUAUAGGAUCUUUUGCAACUUUAUAUAUGUAAAUGUACCCUGAAUUAUAUAUAUACACAUAUAUAUCAUGUACCUGUGUGUAUUGCUUACUUUACAUAUUUAUACACACGACCCCAAGUAGUAGUUGUUUAAAAUCUGUAAUUAAAAAUAUUAAAUUUACAGUAACAUGAAAGAUCCAGGGAUGCAUGAGAGAGCAUUUUGUAAGUCAUGCUCUUCAGAGAGACUACUCAGGUGAAGAAUUAGAAGGAAAAUAAGGACACUAGUAUUUUUAAAAAGUAAAGGUAUUUUCUUUUAAAUAUCUUUGGUAAUUGAAAAAUAGAGGUUAAGAUGUUUCUAGGUAUAAUGUUUUCAUACAGUUUCAGCUCCAUGUCUUUAUAUAUUUUUGAAAAGCAAAUGAGUAUCCAGACAUGACUCCUACAGUUCUCUUUGAGAAGCCUGAGAGGGAACUCUGUCUUAUUUAGUGAGGGGGAUGGAAAAGCAGCGAUAGCUCUGUGGACCAGAGAACAGGUGCUAAUUAUGACUUCACACUUGGCAAGUUCAGCCUGAUGUGUUAUUUCUUAGACAGUUACAGUUAGCAAACUUUAAAAACUUAACACUCAAGUUGGCUUUGAUUAAAAGGUAAAGAUGUGUUUUAAGUGGAUAAGGAAAGUCUGAGGCCUUAUUUGGAACAUCACUAAGUCUUCCACAGUUUUUUUGAGAGUUGGCAUUUUUUAACAGUUCUGAAUCAGUGUCAUACAUUCAUAAAACGAAUUCUGUUGAUUAGAACUUGGUUGUGCUAAGACAAAUCUUGGAGAACAGAAAACAGUUUUUGGGGUCCCUUCAAUUGGCUAUUGGUUUAUAUGCAUCUAGCACAUUGAAGGAGAACUAGAAAUUGUCUUCCCACUCAGUAGCUGCCUUGCCACCUCAUUAUGGUGCUCCAUCCCCUUUGUGCUUAGGUUUUUACCUUUCAUCUUUCUCUUUGCCAUUGAUGUUUGUAUUCAAGAGUUAUAUUUUUAGGGUUAGAAAUCAAAAUAUUUGGUGUUUGGCAAGCCUCUGAAGUGCUAGACUGACUUAGUCUAGUUUUAAAUCAAGUGCUUUAGGCAGGUGUGAACUCUAGCCUAAAUGCCCGUCAAAGUCAAGGCAUGGGUUUUUCCUAGCCUAUCUCAUAGCAAAUUCCUGUACCUUCUUGGCCCACAUAAUGUGCUGGUUUUUUUUUUUUUUUUUAAUGAACUUAAAAUUAUAUGAUUUGUAAUUCAUUGCCCUGCGAUUCUUGAAAGCUCUGUCUGUUUUUUUGUGAGAACCUUUAAAAUCUCCCUUGAUUUUUAUUUUUCCCAGAAGUAAUGUAAAAACACUUAAAUGAAAGUGGAAGUGUAUUAAUUUUAAAUCCUAUAAAAUUAAUACAGAAAAUAUAAAUGAUUGGGUCAUUUAACUAUAUUUUUUUAAAUAAACUGAAAGAUAAAGAACACAACACUUUACACAUUUUAUAUUUCUCUUACAUAGUCUGGAAUCAUACACAGUUCUUUUCUUUUUAAAGCACAAUAUUAAAACCUUUAAAAGGUAUUUAAGGGUCUGGUCAAGUGAAUAUGAUAAAACGUAUUUGUCUGUAUAAAGAGAAAAUGAAAUUGUAGUCACUGUUAUGUACUGACAUUAGUUACAACCUAGUUUUAAUUCUUAAAACAAUUUUGAUUAGCAAAGCUAAAAAGACAAGGAUGCUUCAGUUAAAAUGUUUUAAAGAGGUACAGAUUUUUACAAGGACAUAAUAUAAGUUAUUGUUCUGUAGAAAUAUCCUAUUAAAUAUUGUAUGUCCCUCCCUCUGUAUACUUUGUAAAAAAAGUAAAAUACAUAAAAAGAAAAUCAUAUAGGGAUGUGUGACAUUAUUGUAAUUGUGUACUUGAGAAUAACGUGCAAAAAUAAAAAUCAGAAUAUUUUCCUGUUAUUGAAUGUUUAGUCUAUUUGAUACCAGUACUAAGUUAAUGAUUUUUCUUAAGGAAAAAAAUGUACAGUUUUUGUAAACCUAAUAAACAUCAAAAGCAGUGGAUUAUUUUCAUCCCCCCCAUUUCUUAAUUCCUUUUACGCAGCAGUGGAAUGCAAAGUGCUCGAUUGCUUUGAAUUUUGUGACUCAGAUGCAAAUACUGGUAAUAUUUCAGUCCUGUGAAUUUGCAAGUAGUAUUUCAGAGAAGAGGUGAUUGGUGAGUCCUUUGAUGAGCAUGUCCUUGGAAUUCAUUUUUUCUUUUAUCUUCAUAAAGGAUCUGUUUUAUUAGCAUCUCCAAUUCCUCUGAGAUGAAUUACCUAUGCAUAAAGUGGUUUUUGAGAGCACUUAAAGUUCAUUUCAGUAUUAAUUCACAGCAUAUUUAAUCAGUGGGAACUGUAACCACCUCCACAGCAGAAAUCGUGCCCUCAAGUUACCCCUUUGUGCCCAGUUUAGAGGACUCUAGUAGACGCUAACAUACUAGAGAGUGGUCAUUGCUGCAGUUAAAAAUAGGCAGUUAAGUAAAUGUCAGGAGUCAAAAGAGAUAGAGUUGUGCCAUCUUUGGUUUUAUAGACAAGAUUCUGCAGUUCUUCCAACUGUAUGAGCAAGCAAAUGUUUGCCUAACAAUUGAAACAGUAAAUCAGAAUUUUAGGUAAAUGACCAAGGGAAUGUGGUGAUGAAUGUCACUGUCCAGAGCCAUAAAUCGGACAAAACCAUAGCAUGCUGAAAAACUUAAGUUGUAAUGGAACGUCCAACAGAUGAUACCUAACCUGUCUGUGAUCCCAACCAGUCAGAUAAUGUGCAUCUGUAUUACCUGGAAAUCUCAGUAUUAACAAUUGCAUUUCACACAAAUUCUAGCAUUCAUGUAAGGAAAAACAUGGCUAAUCAAUAUCUUAAAGGGGGGGCAAUCUUUCAGAGCAGUGGUUUUCAAAGUGUGGCCUGCAGCAUUGGCAGCAUCUUAAUCUCCUGGGACUUUGUUAAAGAUGCAAAUUCUCAGCCCCAUGCUAGUCCUACUGAAUUGGGAAACUGGUGUGCGACCCAGCAAUCUUUGUUUUAAUAUGUUCUCCAAGUGAUUCUGAUGCCUGUUAAAGCUUAGGAAACUUUUAGAGCACUUGAGGAACCUAAAAGAUGACUGGUUCAACAUUUAGUGUGGUAGAUGAGAAAAUCACAAAAAAAAUCAGAAAUGAACAGUGGGAGAAGAAUAGGACCCAGACGGUAGUUUAUACCUUCGGUUUGCUGUUUUAAAAGUGUGAGCCUGCCAAGUCAACAAGUAUAUAUCCUUUAGCACACAUGUAAAUAGCCUGCACUUCCUAAAUCUUGUGUGGCCUCCCAUAGUUACAUUCCUUAAAGGUAAAUUGGGUUCAGAGGAAGUUUCAGCAUUUAAAAGAGAAGGGCUGAGAAAGAUUUGUGUGUUUUAAUUGGCCCAGGGUUACUUAAGGAAAUCAUUAUCGAAAAAACCAUUUUGCCACAUUCUGCAACUGUUUGAGGUCAAAUUAAGUUUACCCUAUGGAUUUUGUUUCAUCUUUUGUUUCGUGUAUAUAUUGUUUGCCUUUUUCAUAAAAAUCUUGGAUUUGUUAUAUAUUGUUCCUGUUAUUUUUGACAUCUUUCCUAUUGUAAAUAAAUUACUAUUUUGUUUUAA
This is a messenger RNA of Cebus imitator (Panamanian white-faced capuchin), 6588 nucleotides long. It is a transcript of the gene ZFX, whose product is annotated as zinc finger protein X-linked. The record is from RefSeq and is a predicted model, not a curated record. Bases 402 to 2174 code for a protein of 590 amino acids. Gene Ontology annotation, molecular function: RNA polymerase II cis-regulatory region sequence-specific DNA binding; DNA-binding transcription factor activity, RNA polymerase II-specific; metal ion binding. Gene Ontology annotation, biological process: regulation of transcription by RNA polymerase II. Gene Ontology annotation, cellular component: nucleus. Lineage: Eukaryota; Metazoa; Chordata; Mammalia; Primates; Cebidae. The transcript has 8 exons.